AUGUCGUUUGUCGACGUGGGAGAAAGCAGUUCCGGAAGCCCAAUACCCUCCUCCCUCCCUUCACAGAACCGGAACGCGGAUCUCGGACACAUCCUCAAAGACCUCAUCAUAGCUUCCCUACCCACCGAAGAGCCGCAGAUCAAAGCCGAGUCGACGGACACGCCCUUCCCGCCUGACCAGCCGUUUUCCUGGGGGGACUGCUCCGGCCAAGACAUUGUUACUCGGGUUUUCGUCAAACAGCGAGCCCUCGACGACGCCCUGAAACAUGCCUCGUGUAUAUGCGAGGUGCUCAAGCUUUUGGAGGCGGCCGAUAACAUGUCCUUGACCGCGGAGAGGCCUGAUACUCGCUGCGGAAAGGGGCUGCUGGCUUGGAAGGAUGAAAUCGAAAAGCUCCAAAUCAUGGCACGGCGGUUUGAGGUUCUCAUCGGAGUUGCCGGGAGGACCGGCGCCGGCAAGAGUUCGAUUCUGAACAUGCUCCUGGGAAUUCUUGAGCUUCUUCCCUCUAGCAACUCCGAGGCGGCUACCUCUUGCGCCUGUAGAGUGUCAUGGAACGAUGACGAUGACCCGGCCGCGCAGUUCAAGGCCGAGAUUGUCUUUCGAUCCUACGGUGAUGUGCGGGAGGAGCUUCUGCGCAUCUAUGACACUAUCCGACAACACCGCAACCUAGACGAACAAGAGUCGGACGACGAAGAGAACGGCAAUUCUUCUUUCGAGAGAAUGGAGGAGAUCGCUGAGCUCCGGACCGCGAUCUAG
Molecule: messenger RNA, 753 nt
Organism: Dichotomopilus funicola
Lineage: Eukaryota; Fungi; Ascomycota; Sordariomycetes; Sordariales; Chaetomiaceae
Exons: 3
Coding region: 1-753 (250 amino acids)
Source: RefSeq, a predicted model, not a curated record